CUAAACCAGCAGAGAAGCACAAGGAGGCGGUUUUCCUUUGUAGUCACUAAGGAAUGCGGAAAUGUUGCUGCGCUGUGUCAAACUUCUCCUAAGGGGGUCAAGAACAGUCAGCCAGCGUGGGAAAGGGAAAAAGCAGGGGAAAAAAAGAACCACAGUCCACAACACGCAUUAACAAUUUCUGAGUUAGAACAAAAAAAUAAAAAUAUAAAAAGUUUGUAGCUUAAAGAGCUCCACUAUACGCUUUGAGCUCCAAAAAACGUUUGCACUUGCACUGUUUUUGUUGUGUAUGUGUGAGGGAAACGAAUCUCCCUUUUUUCAUGCUGAAGCUGCCUAAAUUCCUGCUGAAGCUGCUGUUGCUAGUGCUGGAGAAUGGGGGUCCGAGCGUGCACUGCGCCUCUAACUGUGUGGCCCGGGCUGAGGACAGUCGGUGAUCAGUUAACUGCUUGCAAAGUUUCAUUCACGAAGGAAGAGGUGGUGCACCGGAGUGUAUAGACGUUACGUCCCACAUUGGAAUUGUCUAUUUGAAAUUAUAUCGAUCUGGUAAUUGGAAGAGGGUUGACCACAGAUACAAUCUUCGUGGGACAGUUUCUGAUUUUAAAACGACUAUUUCUUUAAUAGACGUGACAAUGUUUCACCUGCCCAAUUGAUGUCUUUAUAAUAACUGCCGUUGCCCGCCUGCCUGGGACGCUGAUUCUUUCUACAACUCGUUCUAAAGAUGGAUAAAGAAAGCUCGACUCAACAGUACGAACCGGUUGCUGAGAUCGGCGAAGGAGCUUAUGGGAAGGUGUAUAAAGCACGGGAUUUGAAGAAUGGGGGUCGCUUUGUAGCCCUGAAAAGGGUCCGGGUUCAAACAGGAGAAGAGGGGAUGCCUCUGUCUACCAUCCGCGAGGUGGCAGUACUGAAACAGUUGGAAUCAUUUGAGCACCCCAACGUUGUCAGGUUGUUUGAUGUAUGCACAGUGUCAAGAACAGACAGAGAGACCAAACUGACCCUUGUCUUCGAGCAUGUCGAUCAAGAUUUGACCACCUAUUUGGAGAAAGCUCCACAGCCAGGUGUGCCUCCUGAAACCAUCAAGGAUAUGAUGUUCCAGCUGCUGCAGGGUCUGGAUUUCCUUCACUCACACCGAGUCGUUCACCGGGAUCUCAAGCCUCAGAACAUCCUCGUCACUGGCACUGGUCAGAUCAAACUGGCUGACUUCGGCUUGGCAAGAAUCUACAGCUUUCAGAUGGCACUUACCUCAGUGGUUGUCACAUUGUGGUACCGGGCCCCUGAGGUUUUACUUCAGUCCAGUUACGCGACUCCGGUGGACCUUUGGAGUGUCGGUUGCAUAUUUGCUGAAAUGUUUAGACGAAGGCCGCUUUUCCGGGGGAAUUCAGAUGUUGACCAACUGGGAAAAAUCUUUGAUGUCAUCGGUGUACCGGGAGAAGGGGACUGGCCAGAUGAUGUGGGCCUUCCAAGGAGUGCCUUUUCUCUGAGACCUUCAAAGCCCAUUGGGGAUUUUGUACCAGACAUAGAGGACCUGGGAAAAGACCUGCUGCUUCAAUUUCUGACAUUCAAUCCAACAAAGAGAAUAUCGGCGUAUAGUUCUUUAUCACAUCCAUACUUCCAGAACCUUGAGAGGUACAAUCAGAGCAUGGACUCGCACAUCUCUUUAAGCCAGACGACCACAGAGGAGAAUACAGCUUGAACAUGGCCUGAAUAGAAGCAAGAUGCUAAAGCUUGAAGGAGCAUCUGGCUUGCAGGAGGUUUUAAAACUGAAACUUUGCCCUUUGGUUACGUAUUUGUUGGUAUAUAAAAUAAAUUAAAAAAAAAAAAAGAAGAAAAAAAAAAUAUCUGCCACAACACCAUGCUGCUUUAAGAAUAACUUCUCUAUUUUCUUGGGAUCCACACAUGUUUCUAUAUUGUUUACCUUCUUCCGAACAAUGCAAGGAUCAUUGCAGCUCCUCGUGUGUAACUGGAAGAGUGCUGGAGAUACAGAAGCUGCUCAGCACACCUACUGCCUUUAUCUUGAAGAUUGCUGCCAAACUUCAAACUUCACAGCCGCUGAAACCUUUUUUGGAACCUGUUCUUAGAAUGUUAAUAACUCUAUGGUAAUGUUUUUUUUUUUUGUUUGUUUUUUUAAUAUAAUACAGUAAGUGUUACACAUAAAUCAACCUACAAACUACAGUACUUUGUUUAAAAUCAAGUCUGCCAUCUUGUGGCGUCUAAGAACCAUUGCAACCAGAAACCAAUAGACAACAUAUAUUUGAAUGGGAAUUAGAGUACAAUUUAAUAUUUAGGACAAUGAACGAACCAUGUUAUAAUUUUAAGCUGAGAUAUUUAGUAUUUUUAGGUAAAAGGAUACUGUGCAUGUUUUUUUCUCUCAUUGAAAGUCACAAUCUAAUAUCAGCGUGUAACUGAUAUUGGAAAUAAGAAUUACUGUAAAAAUUAUUCACAACUAGACAUGUGAAAAAGUUAUAAUACUGGCAAUAGAAUACUGGAAGUUUUACUGGUAAAUGUCGACAUUUACCAAGUAAAGCAGUGAAUUUCUGAAAUAAACAUGAUUAAACUUUAUUUUGGUCAUUUACUGGUAAAUCUCAAGAAUAACCAAGUGCCUUUACCAACAAGCUUCAGUAAAUCAUAAAAUUAACCGGUAAAUGUCUGAAAAGCAAUCUAUUUCUUCAUAAUUCCGGACAUUUACCACCUUACUUGGUAAAUGUUGACCGUUACCGGUAAAACGUAAGAUUUACCAGAUUAGAACUUUUACCAUAACGUAUACACAGGAAAAGGAUUUAACAAAAUAACACAUACACAAUCUAAUGCAUACAAUUUUAUAUAAAAUAAUCUUCUAUGAUGUUUAUAUCACGUAAAUAUUAAAAACAGAUCUGCUAUGUAUAGAUAUCUAUUUUUCAUAUCAAUGUAGAGAUGAUGGAAAAGGUACUCUGCUGCCACUUAAUUUUGCAGCUGUCUAUGUUCUAUAAAAGGUACAGCAAAUAUAUGUGUUGCUUAUGUGCUUAGAAGGCAUCUUAUACUGCUAAUGCAGAGGGAGAUGCUAAGUACACCUUUCAGAUGUCCAUAUAUGUUUAGGAUAGACUGUAAAGGAUACAGUCAUUCAGAUUAUGUUGUCCUUGAGAAGAAUAUUAGUUUCUUUACUUGUUUUUAAAUGUUAGCAGACUUUAAUACAUGUUUUUUUUUUAAGACUUAAAUAAGGUUUAGUGUUCGUGAAAUCCUUCUUGACGGUUUCUAAAGAGGUCUUUGAAUGUAGAAGUUGAACAGUAAAAGUUAGUUUUGUGUGAGCACUGUUAUAUGCUGAAGACAGAUACCUGAAUACCUGUUUUAGAAAAAUAAAUAACCAAUCAUUACAGUUAAGAAACUUCAUGACAGGUUUUUUUUUUUUUUUUACCUGUUCAUAAAAACAUGGGGCAGAUUUUUCACCUUGACCUGUGGUCAUCCUAUUUAUACACCUGCGGCUGGAGCCUUAAUUAAUAAUUUAUUCAGUCUAAUAACCACAUCCCCACGUCUUUUUGCAGGGAGGAAUUAAACCCCCUCCCUGCCACCCAAUACUCCCCACACACACCCGGGCACCAGCAGGGCUUCCACCCUGCCUCACUGCCACAUGGUGACAGCAAUGAUUUUUAAUAUAGUAUGUCAAUCAUAGAUGUCCAUUAUUGAUGAUUUCUUAGGAAUUUAAUCAUACAUUAGGCAGCGGUAUGCAUUUUAGAAAAUAAAUGCCCUUUCACUUUAAAUUGACAUGCUGAGCAUUCUUUUUCAGAGUGGUGCAUGUAUCCAAAGGUGUUGGAACCAUAUCGUGGUACUUUAUAAAUGUAAAAUAAAACCAUUAGUAAUUACAAUAAUCCUGCUCCAUAGGGGCAUAAUUGAGAUCUGACUACACUGUAACUGUGGAUUAUUGGUUAUUAACAUGGCUUGUCCUCUAGCCUGAUAUUCUAACUUGUAUUUAUUAUUAAUAAUACAUAUCGCAGAGCUCAAGCCUGCAUUGCACAUAUGAAAUGAUGAUUGCAUUGUGAUGAUUAACCCAUACAGAAGUAGAUGUAGUGCUAUAAGGAAUGUAACAUUGUUUGAUUGUCUUGUGGAUGGCAUGAAGCUGAUGUGUAUAUUGCAGAUAAGAAAUAUGUUGCCUUGGAUCUGGUCUAUUUUAGUCAGCAAAGCUUAGGAAUAAGGAGUGGUUUUUUUUUCUGAAAGGUUAGCCUUCAGAGUAAUAGACGGUACAGUGUUGUCCAAAGGGUAGAAGUACACAGUAACAGAGUUAGGAUUGUUUUUUGAUGAACUGACAUUUAUUAGUAUGCAGUGGAGUUUUUGGGAAAUGGUCUGGUGGAAGGUCAUUCCCCAUUGCUCUCACCCAUGGGAAACAAAGCUCAACGAAGCUCAUUUGUUUUGAUGUAGAUACAUCAUCACCUAUCUGGUCAGAUGGUUGUAAAGGUUAUACUUGCUACAGUAUUAUGCCUAUUUUUAAAGGGAGGUUUUUUUUUUUUUACUAACUUGGGAGGGGAACUAUUUAUUUGACAACAUAGAUAUGUGGACGCCACAUUUAUAUAGCACCCCCUCCCCACACAGACUGGCCCAUUUAUUUUGUUACUGCGGUAGCAACUGGAUGUUUAAAACUGAAAUACCGUUUGCCUUCAGAUUUAAGAUGCCCUCGAAUUUAAGAUGUAGACCAAAUUUCCCACCCUCAAUUUGAGGAAAAAAUAAACCAUAAAAUAAAUAC
Messenger RNA from Polyodon spathula (Mississippi paddlefish), 4702 nucleotides. RefSeq names its product cyclin-dependent kinase 6-like. Lineage: Eukaryota; Metazoa; Chordata; Actinopteri; Acipenseriformes; Polyodontidae. Gene Ontology annotation, molecular function: ATP binding; cyclin-dependent protein serine/threonine kinase activity; cyclin binding. Gene Ontology annotation, biological process: G1/S transition of mitotic cell cycle; protein phosphorylation; regulation of gene expression. The coding region runs from base 716 to 1687 and encodes 323 amino acids. The record is from RefSeq and is a predicted model, not a curated record. The transcript has 8 exons. Gene Ontology annotation, cellular component: cyclin-dependent protein kinase holoenzyme complex; nucleus; cytoplasm.